AGGUCUUGACUUUCUGUUAAGUCUGGCUUCUAAUAUAUAUACCAGUUUCUUUCUGUUAAGUCUUAUCCACCAGCAAACAGUGUGCUGCUGCUCCUGCAUAACCAUUUUGAAAAUGGCAUUUUCCAUGGCAAAGAAACCUGUGAAAUACUCUGUGGUGGAUGCUUUCACUGACUCAGCUUUCAAGGGAAAUCCAGCAGCGGUUUGCUUUCUAGAGGAAGACAGGGAUGAUCUAUGGAUGCAAGCUCUGGCUACGGAGUUCAAUCUCUCCCAGACGUGUUACUUGACUCUCCUCACUGGCUCAGAUCACUUGCCUACUUUGACUUCCACACCAAGGUUCAAUCUCAGAUGGUUCACUCCUGUUGCUGAGGUUAAGCUUUGUGGUCAUGCAACAUUAGCAGCUGCUUAUACCCUCUUUAUGUCUGGUUUGAUUGAUUCCGACAUUAUUGAGUUCUCGACAAUGUCUGGAAUUUUAACAGCUAAGAAGGUUGCAGAUCAUGUUAAGGCUGCCAACGGUUCACAUAUUAAAAAUGGAGAAGCACAUGAUUCCUUUUUUAUUGAACUGAACUUUCCUGCUGACCCAUCUUCUGAAUUCAAUUCUGCUGAGGUUUUGUUUAUUUCCAACGCCUUGGGUGGUGCUCCUGUGGUUGAAAUUAUGAGGACAGUUGCAGAUAAUCUAAUUGUUGUGCUUCCAUCUGGAAAGAGUGUUGCAGAUUUGUUGCCGCAGAUUGAUGCAAUAGAAAAAUGCCCCGGUUUUGGAGUGAUUGUAACAGGAGUUGCUCCUCCAGAGUCUGGAUUUGAUUUUAUCAGCAGAUACUUCUGCCCGAAAUUCGGGAUCAAUGAGGAUCCUGUUUGUGGUAGUGCACAUUGUGGCUUAGCACCAUACUGGUGCAAAAAACUGGGGAAGUGUGAUGUUGUUGCAUAUCAGGCAUCCCCCAGAGGGGGAACACUAAACAUUCAUCUUGAUGAGAAAACUCAAAGGGUGCUACUCCGAGGGAAGGCGAUUACUGUGAUGGAAGGAACUGUUCUAGUUUGAUCUAGUGGUUGAUUUCCACUAUGCAAGUGAAAAACAUUUGAAAAGAAAUAAAUUUAAUAGGGUGAAGGAUCCCCUUACAUUGGAACUGUAAUUACAUGCACUUUGCAUCAUAUGUUCUCCAUCUUAUUGGCAUCUUGAAAGAUACUGGUGCUGUCC
Molecule: messenger RNA, 1189 nt
Organism: Fragaria vesca subsp. vesca
Lineage: Eukaryota; Viridiplantae; Streptophyta; Magnoliopsida; Rosales; Rosaceae
Exons: 6
Coding region: 113-1033 (306 amino acids)
Biological process (GO): biosynthetic process
Cellular component (GO): cytoplasm
Molecular function (GO): isomerase activity
Source: RefSeq, a predicted model, not a curated record